AUAUCCAAAUUAAAAUAGAAAAACAAAAUGGUUACCUUCGCAGUAGAAAUAAGUGUUUAUUAAAUAAAACAUUUUUUGCCGAAUACGCAAGCAACGAAUUGUUAUUUUAAUGUAAUUAUUUGCUAAUGGCGUUAUCGUAUGCUGAAGAGUUUCACGAGCCUGCUUACUUUGCGGGAGAUAAUACUAAAAAUAGAAAUCCACGUAAUGUAGCAAAUUCGUUACCGUUGAAAUGUGUUGAACAAUUGUAAAAAACAAUAUAAAUCCAAACAGAAGCUGCCAAAUUAAUGGCUAAAUUGUUCAUAUCCUUUAAAUUAUGCAAGUGUGACUAAGUAUUACGGCAAAUAUCGUUGAAAAAUUGAAUGUAAACGACGCGUUGUGGAUUUUAUUUACUUUGUGGAAGGGUUUGCAAGUUUUUAAUGGAACAAAAACAAGAUGGAUUUUGAGAUUAAUAUAAUGUGGAGGAUAUGGGAAAGAGAUUUUUGUUCGCUAGUUUAGCACAGUGUGUUCGUAUGCAUUAUGAAGGAGAUGGUAGGAGGCUGUUGCGUGUGUUCUGAUGACAGAGGUUGGCCUGAGAAUCCCCUUGUAUAUUGCGAUGGACAAUCGUGCACUGUUGCUGUACAUCAAGCCUGUUAUGGAAUAGUAACUGUUCCCACCGGACCUUGGUACUGUCGUAAAUGUGAAAGUCAAGAAAGAACAGCAAGAGUGAAAUGUGAGUUGUGUCCUAGUAAAUAUGGAGCCCUCAAGAAAACUGAUAAUUCUGGAUGGGCCCAUGUGGUUUGUGCAUUGUACAUACCUGAAGUUCGAUUUGGUAAUGUUACAACUAUGGAACCUAUUCAGUUACAAUUAAUACCAGCAGAGAGAUUUAAUAAGGUCUGUUAUAUUUGUGAGGAGCAAGGCAAACCCUCCAACGCAACAGUUGGAGCAUGUAUGCAGUGCAAUAAAACUGGUUGCAAACAACAAUUUCACGUUACUUGUGCCCAGGGAUUAGGUCUGUUGUGCGAAGAAGCUGGCAAUUAUUUGGAUAAUGUUAAGUAUUGUGGUUAUUGCCAGCACCAUUAUGGUAAAUUGAAAAAAGGCGGUAACGUUAAGACAAUUCCUCCUUACAAACCGGUAUCGGCGGAAAGUCACACGUCGGAUUCGAGUUCCGAAAAAGAAACCGAUCCUACGGUAGCGUUAAAUUCUAAACUAAAUCCCUCUCAAAUAUCCUCGUCAUCAACCACUUCAUUAACAACUUCGUCCUCUUCAACGUCUAUGUCGUCAUCUUCUCUUAAUAAGCGUAAUAAAUCGUCUUCGAGCGGAAAAAUAUCGUCAGCCAAUUCGAAAUCUAACAGUUCUAUAUCAAAAAGCACAUCCAGUUCUUCGCAUAACAAAACACUUCAUAAUUCGUCCGGGAAAUCUGACAGAGAUAAAGUUAAAGUGCCCAGUUUGAGUGUCAAAAGUGUCAAAGGGACAGACGAUGGUUCUGCACCCCCAUUAAGCAUUCCCAACAAUAACAGUGUCGACUCGAAUAAUAAGAACGAAAGGAAAGAAGUGAAAAGUGACGCGGACGAUUCUAAUAUCAAACCAGAUUUGAAAGAGAGCAAGAGCGGGAAAAAGAGGAAAGCAAACUCUCGAACGCCGACCCCUAUAACUGUACCUAGUGAAAGUGUUAGCGUUGUAGUGAGUGCUUCCUCUUUGAUAAGUUCAAACGAGAGUAGUGUUGGAAGCCUAGGAAACGCAGUUAUUUCGAGUGAAAAAACUGAAGGAUCCGAAAAACUAAAAAAGAUGAAGACUGAACUUCCGAUAAGCAUAAGCCAGCCCACCGUAGUUUUAACAGCAACCGCUUUGCCGUUGAAUAUAAAACGUAAUUCCCCGUCCGCCUCGACGACCGAGCCCAUUACUCCCUCAUCCAGUCCCCAUAACGCGCCUUCACAACCCGUCAUACAGUCCAACGUAACCCAGGGUUCAUUAGUUGUAUCGUUGCCCUUGGCCAAUGCAAACCUUAGUCCAAAUUCUCAUAUUUUAAACAACCAGACUCCUUUCGUUAACCUAAGCCAGGACCAUAGCAAUAGCAGCAGCAGCAUACCUGGUCGGAGUACUCCUUCCAAUUCAACAGCAAGUGGAAGUACAAUAACAGGCGGCAUCACGAAUCAAAAUAACGGAAUGGUCACCAGCGAAAUGAACGGCGAUGGACUUAAAAUAUCUUAUGAAAAACAAGCUUCAAGUAGUAGUCUUCAAAUGGAAUUGGAAAGGAUUACACCAAUAGAACAAGAAGGACCAACAAAACGACCUAGAUCUAGGUCUAGCGAAAAAAUCGAAAAAGAAAAAAUGACACGAGCAAAAAAGAGAGGAUCAAAUGACUCUAGUUCCCAGUACAACACCAGCGGUAGCAACAACCAUAACAUCACGACCGCUACAGCAAACGUCAACAAUGGAAGUGUUUCGAGACGUUCGAGCAGGUCGCAACAUUCGCCUCCGCCACCAUCGCAACCGUCGCAGAGUAACCCGUUGGGAGUGUCAAGAAGUGUGUCACAAAUUAAGGAAUCUCCACCAAGUUCACCAAGUUCCGAAAGUCAGGGCUCUACAACAACGAAUAGAACGAAAAACAGGGGAAGGAAAAGCGCACCUGCGUCUAUAUCGUCCCACAAAGAUACCAAAGACAAUCUCAAAGCGUUUCAAAAUGGUAUGACCGCCCCCCAUAUGAUGGGAAAUCAAUUAAACCCUAAUUCAAACAUGGCCCAGAAGAUGACGGAUCAUCUCAAUUCCGAAUUGGAAGCCCAUAGUAUUUUUAAUAUGAAUGAAAGCUCGAACCUUAUAGGUCCGCAGUUACACCAUAAGGUCAUAGCAGGCGCAAGGGCGAGUAGUUCGGGUGGUUCAAGCACAGCAUCAGCCACGAGCGGCGGUUUCUCUAUGUUGGGCGGAAGUGGAGGAUCUAUACCCCAAACUUUGGACCAGUUACUUGAAAGACAGUGGGAACAAGGCUCUCAGUUUCUUAUGGAGCAAGCGCAACAUUUCGAUAUUGCAUCCCUAUUGUCGUGUUUGCACCAACUACGAGCAGAAAAUUUGAGACUCGAAGAGCACGUGAGUUCGUUAUUGCAACGACGAGAUCAUUUGUUAGCCGUGAAUGCAAGACUAGCGAUCCCGCUCACGGGACAACCAGCCACACCCCAGGCUACACAUCCGCACACUGUUAAUAAUAUUCAUCCGACAGUUUCUGCCCAUUCCGAAAGUUCUCGAACGCGACAUAAUGGCGUAUACACGGGUCACGGUCAAAUGCCUCCACAACACCAGUCGUUACCGGUUGAGAACGGUUUGCCCUCCGAUCCCAGUCAACAGUACCCCCAUCAGCAUCGCAGUCCGGCUGGUAAUAAUCAGAAUCCUUCCAGUUCCUCAGUGCGAUGGUCAUGAGAGGAAGUUGUGGUUCAAAUUGUCGACGAUAAUCGACAUCUAGCGGAGGAAUGGUGUUGGAGAAAUGGAUUUUUGGGUUUAUUCUGACGAAUCUUUUUUGUUAUAUUAAAAAUAGAGAAAUAAUCGGUAACCGUGGAGUACGGCUAGGCAUGUACAAAUAUUUCAAAAUUUAUUGCUCACUCUAGGCGUUAAGCCUGUAUUGUGUUCAUUAAUAGGUUAAUUGUUAAUUAUUUGUUGUUAUUAAGUUAUGAAUUGUACGAUUUUUUUUUGUUAUUUUAGAGCGAUGUUUUCUUAUUCUUUCGCCUUUUCUUAUAUUAUUUUAUUGAUACACAACAUCUAUUAGACACAUUAUUAGCUUUUAUAAAACAUUGGUUAGUACAGAAUGAGAUCUCUCAAAAAAUUUAAAUAAUUAAUAUUUAUAAUUAGCUUAAAUUAAAAAACACGAUUUUUUUAAGGAACAACUAACAUACUUAUAAAUUAAUGUAUUGAAGUUAAAUAUAUUAAGCAAACGCGUUUUUUAAUAAAACUUCUCAGAUGACUUACAUAAAAGUUGAUAAAGAAUUUUUAAACAAUUUUUUUGUCAAUUACAUUUUUUUUUUAAUUUUUAACGUUAGUGUGAAGUUUAUGUAACAAUUUUUAAAGUACUAUGUUUAGCAAGUUCACUUAAAAGCUCAGGGAUUAAAUAGGAUUUACAGUUGUUGUAUACAAUUUUUAUUGGUGAUGUAGCAUGGUAAUUCGUUUUAUAAUAAUUUUGAUUUAAUCAAUACUUAUUAAUAAGAGAAAUAUGCAUGCCUCAGAAUUCAUACAUAUUCGUAGCAUAAAAAGGAACCAUGUUACAUCAUUGAUUAUCGCAUAUACAUAUAUAAAUGAACCGAUACUUACAGUUUUCAUUAAAUUAUGCAGGCUUUGUUCGUAAAUGCUACUUUUAAUCGCGUAAUUUAUAAUAAAAGGAUUAACCAAGGUGCCAGUUAGUAGACGUUAAGUUUCCGCUUUUGUAAAUAUAUAUACAAUCUGUAAAUGCUUGUAACUAAUUUCGCUAUUGUUACUGCUAAGCUGGUAUCAACAUUAAAAAUAUAAGUAAUUUUGAUUUUUCAAAUUCGUCAAAAUGCUCGUCAAUCCGAAACUGUAAAAAGAACAAAUAUUUUUGUUGUAAAUAAUCUCGGAAAUAUUUAUGUACUUUUCUAAGCAAAAAAAUACCGAAGGAACAGGAACUAGUUAUAACGAAAGGAAACAAUGAAAAUAAUACGAUAUGCGAACUUGUGUGGUAGCUGUAUAAUUUCAUUUUUCUUUUGUCUAAUUAUGUGCGAACAUAAAUAAUGUCUUUUGUAUAUUUUGUAAAUCAGUGUUUUGUUUUUAGUUUUGUAAUAUACACUUAGAUUAAUUUAA
This is a messenger RNA of Agrilus planipennis (emerald ash borer), 4773 nucleotides long. Its product is annotated as protein AF-10. The transcript has 13 exons. The record is from RefSeq and is a predicted model, not a curated record. Bases 517 to 3387 code for a protein of 956 amino acids. Gene Ontology annotation, molecular function: nucleosome binding; histone binding. Gene Ontology annotation, biological process: regulation of transcription by RNA polymerase II. NCBI's taxonomy places the organism in Eukaryota, Metazoa, Arthropoda, Insecta, Coleoptera, Buprestidae. Gene Ontology annotation, cellular component: nucleus.